This is a messenger RNA of Varroa destructor (honeybee mite), 950 nucleotides long. Its product is annotated as steroid receptor RNA activator 1-like. Gene Ontology annotation, cellular component: nucleus. The record is from RefSeq and is a predicted model, not a curated record. Gene Ontology annotation, biological process: regulation of transcription by RNA polymerase II. Lineage: Eukaryota; Metazoa; Arthropoda; Arachnida; Mesostigmata; Varroidae.
AAUCUGCUCGUAGAACCCGCCGGACACUCGCUUUCCGCCGCUACUCUGUCAACGUUCGUUCGACUCGCCUCCGCUGAUCGGCCACUCUGUGCAGGUAACCAUGAGCGGGCAUGGAAUGAUCCUCCUCAGUUCGGGUAUGCAACUAAUAGCGCCGGGGCUUCAAGUCGGCCCCGAACCCAGCUGAACAAACGCGUACCUUACCUUCCACCUGGCAUGACCCCAAAGCCUCCUUCGACGUCUCCUAGUCGAUCGACAGGGGUAACCGAACCAAUCCCGUUGCCCGGAUUCCCUCCUGAUCAAAAUGGUUCACUUCCGUCAUCAAGUAUUAAUGUAUUUACUCCGCCGGACUUUUACAGACCUAGCGCAACAAUUCCAUGUCAAAGUCCGCCCAGUCAAAUUGAUGGAAAAAUCGACAUUAGCAAAGUGCCAAAUAUCGAUUCAACCGAGAUGUUGUCUCAAAUAGAUACAAAUAUCAGCAAAAUGCUUAAGCAAAUACAGCCAAAUGUUAGUGAACGGAAAUUAGAAGACAUCAAACGACGUCUGGACGUGAUGCGUAGCCAAUGGAUGCAGGGAAAGUUAUCCGACACUACCCGGAAGAGGAUGUACCUUCUAGCGCGAGGUAUUUCUGAAUGUGAUUUCAACGAAGCCGCCCGACUUCAAGUCUCACUUAUCCGUGACUCAUCUUGUGAGGUCUCGCAGUGGAUUGUUGGUGUGAAACACGUCAUUUUAGAGUGUCAAGCUCAAAAUAUUCGUAAAUAAGCCGACCACUGAAGUAAUUUCGGAACAACUGCCACAUCUCUUCCACACACAACGAUCUUCUCUUGGGCAAUAUUGUAAAGCAAGCAACGAAAGGCUGACGAAACUGUUGAAGUUUGCUAUACUCGACAAACCUCCGAAAUGGUUCCGUAACGAACGCAAGGGGACACGUGAUACUUUGCACUUAAUUACAA